GAACGGGCUGGUUUGCUGUGUCUGCCCGAGGGGAGCACUGGGAGCUUUCACUCCGGGCAGCACAGGAACAGAACGGAGACUGGAGCGAGGGAGCAGCAGAGGCGGAUCCGUUCUGCUCAGUCCCCAGUGCUGCUCGCAGCGGAGCGGCUCAGCGCCGUGUUCGGGGGGAGCAGCCGAGCGCGCGGUGCGGGCGAAGGGGAAGCCGAGCCGGGCCCGCUCCCAGCGCCUGCCUUCUCCGCAGGUGCUGUUGGCAGCGGCCGUCUGCACGAAGGCGGGGAAGGCCAUCGUGUCGCGGCAGUUUGUGGAGAUGACGCGCACCCGCAUCGAGGGGCUGCUGGCGGCCUUCCCCAAGCUGAUGAACACGGGCAAGCAGCACACGUUCGUGGAGACGGAGAGCGUGCGCUACGUGUACCAGCCGAUGGAGAAGCUCUACAUGGUGCUGAUCACCACCAAGAACAGCAACAUCCUGGAGGACCUGGAGACGCUGCGCCUCUUCUCUCGAGUGAUUCCUGAAUAUUGUCGAGCUCUGGAGGAGAACGAGAUCUCUGAGCACUGCUUCGACCUCAUUUUUGCCUUCGAUGAAAUUGUUGCCCUGGGCUACCGUGAGAACGUGAACCUGGCGCAGAUCCGGACCUUCACCGAGAUGGACUCGCAUGAGGAGAAGGUCUUCCGAGCAGUCCGAGAGACCCAGGAGCGCGAGGCAAAAGCCGAGAUGCGCCGUAAAGCCAAGGAACUGCAGCAGGCCAGGAGGGACGCGGAGAGGCAGGGCAAGAAGGCGCCCGGGUUCGGUGGCUUCGGCAGCUCGGCCGUGUCCGGGGGCACGACGGCGGCGAUGAUCACGGAGACCAUCAUCGAAACGGAGAAGCCCAAAGUGGCGCCGGCGCCGGCCAGGCCUUCAGGUCCCAGUAAAGCCUUGAAACUUGGCGCCAAGGGGAAGGAGGUGGACAACUUCGUGGACAAGCUGAAGUCGGAAGGAGAAAACAUCAUGACGUCCGUAGGCAAGCGCUCCACGGAAGCAGCCAAAGUCCUCGCUCCUCCCGUUAACAUGGAGAGCGUGCACAUGAAAAUCGAGGAGAAGAUUUCCUUGACGUGUGGCCGCGACGGCGGGCUGCAGAACAUGGAGCUGCACGGCAUGAUCAUGCUGCACAUCUCCGACGAAAAGUUUGCACGGAUUCGCCUGCACAUAGAAAACGAAGACAAGAGGGGAGUGCAGCUGCAGACCCACCCCAACGUGGACAAGAAGCUCUUCACCGCGGAGUCGCAGAUCGGUUUGAAGAACCCCGAGAAGUCGUUCCCGGUGAACAGCGACGUGGGCGUGCUGAAGUGGCGGCUGCAGACCACGGAGGAGUCCUUCAUCCCGCUGACCAUUAACUGCUGGCCAUCGGAAAGCGGGAACAGCUGCGACGUUAACAUCGAGUACGAGUUGCAAGAGGAGAGCCUGGAGCUGAACGACGUGGUCAUCACCAUCCCCUUGCCGUCUGGCGUCGGCGCCCCGGUGAUCGGGGAGAUUGACGGCGAAUAUCGCCACGACAGCCGGAGAAACCUCCUCGAGUGGUGCCUGCCCGUGAUCGAUGCCAAAAACAAGAGCGGCAGCCUGGAGUUCAGCAUAGCAGGGCAGCCAAAUGACUUCUUCCCGGUGCAAGUCUCCUUCCUCUCCAAAAAGAACUAUUGCAACAUACAGGUUACCAAAGUGACCCAGGUAGAUGGGAACAGCCCUGUAAGGUUUUCCACCGAGACCACCUUCCUGGUGGACAAGUACGAAAUCCUGUAACGCCAGCCGAGGGGAGAUUUUUAAAUUA
Messenger RNA from Mesitornis unicolor (brown roatelo), 1799 nucleotides. It is a transcript of the gene ARCN1, whose product is annotated as archain 1. The annotation marks the transcript as partial. The record is from RefSeq and is a predicted model, not a curated record. NCBI's taxonomy places the organism in Eukaryota, Metazoa, Chordata, Aves, Mesitornithiformes, Mesitornithidae. Gene Ontology annotation, cellular component: cytosol; COPI vesicle coat. The transcript is spliced from 9 exons. Gene Ontology annotation, biological process: Golgi localization; endoplasmic reticulum to Golgi vesicle-mediated transport; retrograde vesicle-mediated transport, Golgi to endoplasmic reticulum.